Messenger RNA from Syzygium oleosum, 2451 nucleotides. RefSeq lists its product as uncharacterized. Lineage: Eukaryota; Viridiplantae; Streptophyta; Magnoliopsida; Myrtales; Myrtaceae. The transcript has 2 exons. The record is from RefSeq and is a predicted model, not a curated record. Bases 505 to 2289 code for a protein of 594 amino acids.
GGCCGUUCUGAGCAUGUCGUUGAGGUAAAUUCACAGCUGCUGUGUUGCCUUGCUUUGUCCUCUCCAAUUAUAAUCCUAAGUUCGAUCGCUCUUUGAGACGGCGCCCCAUCGUUGCGCCUUUGGGUGCCGACAUCGAGUUCAGCCAUGGGAUUUUCACUGGUCCCCCAAAAUGCUCGUGAACUGUGGAAGGAGUGGGAGCUGCGGUUCCUCGUCCUCCUCAGCUUGUUCCUCCAAUUGACCCUUGCGACUCAGGGCAGCCGGAGGAAAUCCAUGUACAAGUACUGGAUCCAAGUCGUAGUCUGGACAACGUAUCUAUCGGCCGACUCCAUCGCGACCCUCACGCUCGGCGUCCUCUCGAACCGUCUGGCCAACAUCAAGGAAGCGAAGGGGAUGAUCGAUCCGAAGAGCCAGAUCACAGCGUUGUGGGCACCGUUCCUUCUCCUCCACUUGGGCGGGCCCGACACAAUCACCAUUCACCGCAUAUGCCCUGGAGGACAAUGAGCUAUGGCUGAGGCAGUUGGCACGGCUUUGCGUCCAGGUGGGACUAGCUUGUUACAUUUACUUCCUGGCCUUGUCGGGGACAACACUGUCGAUAUUAGCGGCUGGCAUGAUCCUGGUGGGGUUCAUCAAAUAUGCAGAGAGGACAUGGUGUUUUUGUACUUGGCAAGCAAAGAUCGAUUUCGAGAUUCGAUGUUUUCGCUUCCCGAUUUUCGUCCCAUAUACCCCAGGAUAAUGGAGCAGUACACUCUGAAGACAGAGGAGGGUUACCGAGUCAGCAUUGACGAGGUCACGGAGGUUCCGGUUCCGGAGGAUCUCUCAUUGAAGAUCAGUCAAGCCGGCGACGAAGAGAAAGCCACGACCCUGGUCAAAGCCUAUGAGUUGUUCAAGAUCUUCAAGCUUCUCUUCAUGGGCCUUAUUCUCAACUCUGGCGACCUGGAGGCCAGUAAGCGCAUGUUCAAGAACCCUGGCGCCAUGGACUCAGCUAUGGCUUUUGGGAUUGUGGAGAUCGAGCGCGGGUUCAUGUACGAUCUGCUGUACACCAAGGCACUGUUGCUGAACCGUGCUUGGGGCAUCAUUCGUUGGGUCAUUAACCUCUCGGUGCCGUGUGCCGUGUUGGUAUUCUUCUCCUUACAGGAUAGGAAGGAUUACCCCAAAGUUGACAUAUGUAUCACCUUCUUGCUGGUAACUGUGGCUAUUCUUUUAGAGAUUUACUCGGUUCUUCUCGCAAUUUCAUCCGAUUGGGUUGACCACUGGCGGCUUCAGAGACCCAGGGGAUCCACAAUUUCAUCUGCCGUGGCUUUUCUCCGGAUCUGCCCACACAAAAGAUGGUCGAAUUCCGUGGCCCAGUUCAGCCUCUUGGGAUUAUCUUUGCGGAAAAGAAACGGGAUCUUCCGCAAGUGUCCGUGCCUCGCAAAGUUAGAAGAGAAGUUGGAGAAGAACUUCUGCAUCGAUUACAAAGUGUUCAAGACCAACAUAAAAGAAUGGAUCUUAGGUCACAUGAGGGCUACGAUAAACGAUCUGGAAAGGAAAGACGGAUUGAAAAUUGGGUUGACGGGUCUUAAGCUGGAGGCCAGCGAAGUACUGAAGAGGUCCAACAACGUUCACCUGAACUGGAGUGUGGAAGGUAUGGAGUUCGACCAGAGCAUCCUCAUCUGGCACAUUGCUACUGAGCUCUGCCACUACAAGGACCACGGCAAGAGGCAGGACCAAAUCUCGGACGACGUCACAAACUACAAGAUGUGUAAGUUGGUCUCACGAUACAUGCUCUAUCUUUUAGUACUCCAUCCUUCCAUGUUGCCAACAGGGAUAGGGGUGCUCCGAUAUGAAGAUACUUCGGUCGACGCUCAGAAGUUCUUUGAGGACAAGCUAGCGGUGUCGUCAAAGAAAGAAAACAACAUCAUCUCAUCGAAUGUCAAGAAGUGGGUGAAGAAAUUAUUCAAGAAAGAGGAACAUGCCCACCCCGGUGCUCAAUGCUGCAAGAGGGCGCACAAGUCAACAGAGUCGCGUGAUCUAUGUGAAGUCUGCCAUCUUCUGCUCCAACUGGGAACUAAGCUGCCCACCAGGAAAAUAGGCGGUGGCAAAAACAGGAAAUGGGACUUGAUCGGCAAAGUCUGGGCGAAGUUCUUGAUAUACGCGGCUUGCCAGAGCAAUAGCUCCAAACACCGCGAGAGCCUGAGCAGAGGAGGAGAGCUUCUCAGCCACGUUUGGCUUCUCAUGGCGCAUCUCGGCAUAGCGGACCCGGUACAAACUUCCGAAGCACAAUGCAUUACCAAACUGAUCCUGAACUAAAAACUUUCAGGUGGAACGUGUCCCUUGGUUAACCUACAGUUGUUGUUUGAGUAAGAUAAAAUAAGUUAAGCUCAUCAUCUUGAGAUGGUGAGGGAGUUAUUUCAAUAUAUGUUGUACUUGAGGAGUCAGGAAAUAAUGAAACUGUGAAUCGGUUGUUCUUCA